Molecule: messenger RNA, 5666 nt
Organism: Brienomyrus brachyistius
Lineage: Eukaryota; Metazoa; Chordata; Actinopteri; Osteoglossiformes; Mormyridae
Gene: ncapd3
Product: non-SMC condensin II complex, subunit D3
Exons: 35
Coding region: 542-4939 (1465 amino acids)
Biological process (GO): meiotic chromosome condensation; mitotic chromosome condensation
Cellular component (GO): condensin complex; condensed chromosome, centromeric region
Molecular function (GO): histone binding
Source: RefSeq, a predicted model, not a curated record
GUUGAGAAAGUCCGCAGUUCCUAAUGUUUUAAUAUGCUUGAAAGGACGGUUGAGUUAGGCAAUUCCAAUUUAAGAGGCUAAAUGCUUUAUUUAUUACUUGUAACCAAAUGGAGUGUGUUAUUCUGUUUCCAGUUUCAUGUGUUUUCGUUAAGCCUGCAGCGACCCGAUUUCAAUCCCAAUUCUGUCCCAAAAAAUAGUGUUUUCGGAUAUUCGUUUGACCUUAUGACGGUUUAUUAGUACUAAUCACACAACAGUGACAACUGUAACUAUAAUAUUAUAAAGCAAAGGGAAACCGCCACGUAAAGUUAUAUAUGCAAAAAACUAAAUUAAUAAUAUCACAAAAACAAAAAUACGAGGCAUAAAAUGGAGGUGAACGUGGUGUGACGGACUUUGGAAGAAUUCAUUAACUGGCAAUUAAGCAGCAAUUAAUAAAUUCCUCCAAAGUCCAUCACACUGGCUUUACAUUGGCAUCAAGGCCACGGUGUGACACUACGCAUGCGCUGGAGCGCUUAGUGUUUUGGCGCGUGGAUUCGAAGCAAACAUGGAGCUUGUUAGCGCGCUGGAUUUACUGAAAAUAAAAACCGUUUCAAGAGUCUGGGUGGACAGUGUUUGGGGCUUGGAAUUCACCGAAGCGGAACCGUUAGAUGUGGCUGUUGAAGAUGAGCUCAUUAGUAAUGGGCCCGAUGCCUUCAGAACUGUUUACAAACUCCUCCUGCCAUUUGCGACAGACGGCGAAGGAAACGCCGAAAAUGUUUGGACGGUGUUGGGUGACAGUGGGAUUUCUACCCACGCCCUGGUUGCCGUGCUGUCCCACUUCGUGGUUAGACGUAACUUUAAAACUGCUGAUCUUACUUAUCGGUUGGUUGCGCUGCAGGCAGCUUCACUCUACCUACUGCUUCUAGGAAUACCAGGCAAUAUAGCAAACAAAGUGUUCCACCCAGUUUUGUUUGAUGCCUGUCUGGAUUUGGCAAAGAAGUGCUGGCCCCAGGAUUCAGGCAAGAAGCGCAAGAAAGAUGCAUUCAAGAGUUCUCAAGGCGUUUCCAAGGGCAGGAAACGGUCAAAACCCCAUCGGAAGGACGACGAGGAAGAGAUGGAGGCCGACGUGUUUGGGGAAAGCAACGAGGAUGAAGAGAUGUUGUUCUCUGGCCGAGAUCUGCUGGAGAUCAGGAAUGGAAUUGUCCUCCUUGUGAAAACUCUCCUGAAGCUCCUGACGAGAUUUUCCCUGAAAGACAAGCCCCAGUGUGUUCUGAAGUGUGCCAAGAUUUUCACUCAGCUCACCCAUUUCGAGCCAGUGAUUGGCGAACUCACGUUUGAGAAGGAACCGGUCAUUGAUGACAUGGGAAUGUUGCCGGAGUUGGCCUACCAUGGGCUGAAACUUCUCUGUUUGCCAAAGCAAGGAGAUGGGACUGAGGCUGUGAAGCUGGUCUUCCACAGACUCCUCUACGUGUUGCUCAUGAUGAGUGAAGGAGAUUCGUCUCGCCCUUCGCUGCUGGUUCCCGGGGCGGCCGUGUUUACCGCCCGAGAUCAGGCUAUUAAAUUUGUAUGCCAUAUUGUCGACGAGCUGAAAGAAGUCGUUGUUCUGCCGACCCUUUGCAUCCUGCUCCAACACAUCUGCGUGCAGAUGGUUGACAAGGUGGAGUAUCGCAGCAGUGGAGCACAGACCGUGGUGAAACUGCUGGCCAAAAUGCCCUGUGCUAAAUACGCCUCCUUCAUGCAGUGGCUCCAUGCCUUCUCCUUACACUCAAAGGUUGUGCGCAGGAUGUUCGCCCUAGACGUGGCGAUGGCCCUGAUCGAGCAGCCCGAACGCCAGCCUGAGUCCUCCCUGUCUCCAGAGGAGGCCAUCUUCCUGCAGCACAAGUUCCUGGUCCAAGUAAUGGUGUUUGGGCGGCGUUCGGACCGGGCACCCUCGGUGCGAGGCCACGCCCUCUCCUGCCUGGCUCGGUGUCUGGAGCUGCAGUCUCCCAACACGGUGGAGAACAUCCAGGAGCUCUUCUCAGCCACUUCUGCACAGACUGUUCUUGAGACAGAAGGCUGUGAGGUCACCAGUAACGUCCAUGAGACGAACUUGCAAAAGAUGGGCAUAAACUUCAAAACCAUAGAGAUGACUGGAAAGGGGGAAGUGACCACUUUUGAAUCAAAAGAGACGAUGGCUUUGCUGAAGAGACGCUCAAGCGAUGAGAAGACCAAUGUGAGGAAGUCUGCCUUGCAGGCACUGAUGGGUCUUCUGAAGCACAGCGUGAUCCCUUGCACCCAGGAGAACCUGGCCAUCCUGUCAGACCGCUGUCGGGACCCUGCUGUCUCCGUGAAAAAGAAGGCCCUCCAGUGUCUCAUGGACCUUCUUGCUGCUUUGCCUGGGUCCAGUCUGGUGCAGAUGGCCUGGCUGAGGGGAGUGGUUCCCGCAAUCGUUGAUUCUGAGAGCUCCGUCCAGGAGAAGGCCCUGGAGUGCCUGGACCAGGCCAUAAUUGGCCAGAUUAAGAGUGGUGGCACUUACAGUAACCAGCAUGUCUCACAGAAGCUAGCCUGGGACUUGCUUGGGCUACUGUGCGGAGAGAGCCAGGACCUUGGCCGUUACUUCAGCAAGGCCUUCGUCAUUUGGUCCAAGCAGAAUAAGUUCCCCUCUGCUUUUGUCAACCACCUGAUCUCCCACACGGGGCUGGAACACGCCUCAGCUGCCUGGCUGCUGCUCUCCAAGGUGUCAGGUUCCUGCUCCAGGCUCAACUAUGGCAAGAUCCUGGAUGCUUGGGAUGAAAUGAUUAGGACAAGCAAUGUUCCAGUUUCCACGUCUUGUGACAUCCUGUGCGUGAUCGGGAACAUCGCCGCACAUCUUAAUGACGAAACAAAGAGCAGGAUCGUGGACGAUAUCAUGAAGUGGCUGAAGAGUUUCGAAGUGCCCCUAGAGAUCAUUGGCGCCUCUAUAGAGACCCUAUUCCAGCUGCUGAAGGUUGAGACGGUCAAGGACACACAGAGGAUGCUGAACAAACACUGCGGGGAGCUGGUCUCCAUCUGUGAGUCUUACCUAUCCAGUGUCAUCUUGAACGAAGAUGGCCUGCAGAACUUCAACGAAGAUUUGGUGGUACGCGCAUUCAACAGCUUGACCCCCUACCCUUAUGUCAAGCACUUGUAUACCCUUGGGGUCGCUGCCCUCCAGUGUCCGGCCCAAGUCGGGAAACGCACCUCUCUCCUCGUUCAGUCCAUCCUGGCCUCAAACGUCGAGCUCCCGUCGGCUGACAACCCGGAUGAGCCUCCCGCCACUCAACCCCUAUCGCAGUUCAAGGCCUCCUCGUUGCCAACUGUGGUCCGAGCCCAUGCCUUCAUCACCCUGGGCAAGCUGUGUCUGCAGAAUGAGGAUCUGGCCAAGAGCUGCAUCCCGGCACUGGCCCGCGAGCUGGAGGUGAGCACCGAGGUGCCGGUGCGCUGCAACGUGGUGGUGGUCAUGUGCGACCUGUGCAUGCGCUACACCACCAUGGUGGACCGCUACAUCCCCAACAUCUCGGCCUGCCUGAAGGACCGUGAGCCGCUCAUCCGCGAGCAGACCCUCAUCCUGCUCACCAACCUCCUUCAGGAGGAGUUUGUGAAGUGGAAGGGCUCACUCUUCUUCCGAUUCGUGGCUGUGCUCGUGGACCCCGAGCCUAAGAUUGCCAGUCUCUGCGAAUUCUGCUUGGUUCAUCUGCUCCUCAAAAGGAACCCGACCAUGUUCUCUCAGCACUUCAUCGAGUGCAUUUUCCACUUCAACUCCUACGAGAAGCACGAGAAGUACAACAAGUUUCCGCAAACGGCCAGAGAGAGAGCCCAGUUUUCUUUGCAAGGAGCGAAAAACAAGGAGAAGAGGAUGAAGAUCUACAGGUUCCUACUGGAGCACUUCACAGAUGAGCAACGCUUCAAUAUCACCGCCAAAAUCAGCCAGACUAUUCUUGCAAACUUUGUGGACGGGAUACUGCCCCUGGACGCAGAGGGGGCCGAGAUUCUGUCGGACGCCUUUGACGUGUUGAGCCUGAAGGAGAUUAAGCUUUCGGCCAUGCGCAGCCCCGUGGAGAGGGACGAGCAGCAGGAUGAUGAGCAGCUGGCCAUGGCCAACGCUGUCAUGCAGGUGGCCCAGAAGAAGCUCAUCUCGCAGGUCCAGAAGAAGAAUUUCAUUGAGAAUGUGAUUCCUAUUAUCAUUGCGCUGAAAACCAUGCUUGAGAAGAAACGCUUCCCAGUGCUGAAGGACCUCAUGGGCUACCUGCAGGUGAUGAUGCAGGACUACCGCAGUGAGGUGAAGGAUUUCUUCGCGGCAGAUGAACAGCUGGCCGCCGAGCUGGAGUAUGACAUGAAGAGGUUUGAAAAGGAGCAGGAGAUGGAGCAGCAGAUGUCGAGCCGCAGAGUGACUGACUCCCGCCCUGCGAGCACGCUGCCGUCAAACGUCACGGCAGGAGCGGCUCUGGCUACUGUUCCCGCAUCCCCCAGUCCUUCUGUGGGUAGGACAGUGUUGGCGGUCCAGGCCACACCCCAGAUGCCGGGAUCUGCCCCCCCCUGCUUCCUUUCCCCGAAAAAUGUGGGCUCAUCCAGCAGGCGUCAGACUCUCAGCACCAGCGAAGUCCUCAGCAAGGCCCGGACAGCAGCGAGAGCGAGUAGGCUGCUCCAGGGUCGAGCGGGGUCGGCCAGCAACCAGAACACUCCCGUCGAUGGUUCAGCAAUGAUAUCCAGGCGUCUUCAGAGUUCCACCACCGGAGACUCUUCUGUUGCCAACCGGGCCAUCAGUACUCCGCAAAGGAGCAUGACUGAGGUGACCUUUGGGGAUGGUCUCAGUGUCAUCUUCAGUGCCCAUGGGACAGAGCCUAAGUAUCCAGGAAACAAGGACAACAUGCUUUUCCUGAUGUCCCCGGAUAAGCCGCAUGCACCUCCCAAACAGUGGAACGUGGAGUCUCCCCUCUGCCGGAAGGCUAGAGGACAUCGGCUGUAGGCUGAUCCCUCCUGUGGGGUGGAGGGAGAGGGGGGGGUCCCCUCUGUAGGAAAUGUAGGUGAUGUCCCAUUUGUAGACCCGCUUUUAUUUUUUUUUUCUCCAUGGAGCGUAUAAAUAAAGACACAAUGGCACGCUAGGAGUUAACUUUAUUAAUCGAAAUAUACAGUUGGAGAACUCCCACAAGACGUGUACCGGGCCCCAACAGAGUGGACAUUUCCAGAGACAAACACGAAAACCAGUAACAGGGAAUCGGUGCCCUUUCAGAUCUGCAAUUUUAAUGUCCAAACCAGUAGAGCUGAGUAUCGCCGCUGAAAUCAACGGGGGGGGUGGUAACAUCACCACUGUUAAAGGGUUUGUGGACCUAGCUGACCAUUGUUGGUUAGCCCCUGUUAAGGAAUUAUUUUCCAGUGUUUACUGGUUUCUUUUUUGUAUGUUAGAAUCUCUUCAUCUUUAAUAAGUUAAAUGUCAGGCGUUCCCUUUUACUGCCUUACUGGAGUUAUCCCUUAAUCCCAAACAUUUGCUCCCUCAUUGUCACAUUGAUUGUGUGUGUGCCAACAUGACACAAUUUAAAGUUUCACUUCACAAUGUAUAUACCGAUUGUGUAUGUUGAGUGACUAAGUGAAUAUGCAUGUCUGCUUGUGCAUCGGCAAACUAGUGCUACAUAUUAAUAACGAUUCACUUUGUUCAGGCACUAUUACAUAAUAAAAUCUACUUUUUGAAAGUAAAA